Erigeron canadensis is the source of this 1074-nucleotide messenger RNA. RefSeq lists its product as uncharacterized. The transcript has 5 exons. The record is from RefSeq and is a predicted model, not a curated record. NCBI's taxonomy places the organism in Eukaryota, Viridiplantae, Streptophyta, Magnoliopsida, Asterales, Asteraceae. Gene Ontology annotation, molecular function: nucleic acid binding; zinc ion binding. The coding region runs from base 1 to 1074 and encodes 357 amino acids.
AUGAUAGAUGAUUUCAAGGAGGAACUACGUGCUAGGGACCCGAGAAGUGUUGUUGACAUUGAAUUUGAAAAAGAUGGGAAGUUCAAUGGUGUCUUAGCCGCUGCAACAACUAUAGAUAGUAACAACUCUAUUUUUCCGGUAGCCUAUGGUGUACUUGAAUCAGAGAAUACAAAAUCUUGGACAUGGUUUCUUGAGUUACUGAAAAGAGCAAUUGGGAUGCCAAAUGGUCUUGUUAUUUCAUCCGACAUGCAAAAAGGUUUAGAAGUAGCCAUUACACAAGUUUAUUCUAACAUUGAGCAUAGAGAAUGUAUAAGGCACUUAUAUAGCAACUUUAAGAGGCAUUUUCGUGACGACUUCUUCUACUUUAAGCUAUGGGGUGCUGCAAUAGCUUACUGUGUUAAUGACCAUGACAAAUUACUCGACGAAAUUGUUGUUGUACGUAAAGAGGCGAUCACAUAUCUCAUUGAUAACCAUAAUAAGAUAUGGAGUCGAUGCAAGUUUGGCACAACGUCUAAAUGUGAUUACAUAACUAAUAAUAUCUCUGAAUCAUUUAAUUCUUGGGUAGGUGAUUUGCGCUAUCGCCCGGUUCUUGAUCUCCUUGAUGCAAUUCGGGAAAAGCUUAUGAAACGCUUUGAUAAGAAAAUGAGAAAUAACUUAGGUGAAUAUGCAGUCAGUAGAAGCAGUGACAAUCGAGCUGAAGUGACAUACAAAGGGAAACGAUGGAAUGUUAUACUAGAUGAGAAAAAAUGUUCUUGUCGAGUUUGUUAUAAGAAAGCAUAUGCACUCGAAAUUGUUACGAUUCCUACAAAAGAUCGGUGGGUGCAUAUAGAAGCACAAGAGAUGAUAUACCCACCUAGUAUCAAACGUCCGCCUGGACGACCAAGAAAGAACCAAAUUGUACUACAUGAUCAGCCAAAAAAAAGACAUAGAUGUCACAGGUGUAAUGAGUAUGGACAUCAUGCCAAAAAAUGCAAGAAUUCUGCAUCUCAAAGUUCUGAUCAAAGUCGCUCAUCCACCAAUAAAAGGAGAAGAAAUAAGAAUGUUGAGGCUUCCGGAGUAAAUUUUAAGAGCUAA